GUGUUGGCGAAAGCAGCGAAAGCAGUUGGUUCACUCCAGACCGACUCAUUUGUGAUCAGGUUCAAUCCGGAUUGUUACUGUACGACUGUGCGCCAUGCCGAGGAUGAAGAUAUCGAAAAACAAAGAAGAUUGGUUGCUGAAGCUGCCGAAUUCCUACUCGUGCAGCAACUGCCAAAUCUUGUCCGCGACUGCUUACAACGCUCAGUAAUGCCGCUCGAUGGUGCCUCGCUGAGUGAAGCAAUGCACACACGCGGUAUCAAUAUACGCUAUCUCGGCAAACUGAUCAGAUGCAUACAGAAUGUCAGACAGCUUGCAUAUCUCAAGGUUUGUUUGGAAACGAUUCUGAUACUGUUAUUUGUGGAAAUGACGAUAAUUUCUGUGGCUGAGUUGUUGUGCCGAUGUGCUAAGCAUAUGUUUCGCGGUUACUUGCAGCCUGUAUCGGCAGCGCAGUCCGCAGCAGCGGUUGCGCAUUUCUUGAAUUGCUUUCUAACUUCCACUGAACCGUCGGCGACUUUUUGUAGUGAGGAAGUUAGUUUUUAA
This is a messenger RNA of Gongylonema pulchrum, 540 nucleotides long. The record is from the annotation of a GenBank genome assembly. Lineage: Eukaryota; Metazoa; Nematoda; Chromadorea; Rhabditida; Gongylonematidae.